ACUCACUGCGUUUUAUUUAGUAAAUGCAGGAAAUUAGUUAAAGAGAAGAACCAGAAAAUUACGGUCGAGAAAGCAUUUUCCCAAGCAUUUUCCCAAGCAUUUUCAUUCUCUUCUCUUUCAAGAAUUUCUCCACAAGCUCAUUUCCGAUUCCUAUUCCAAUUUCCAUUCCGAUUAUCCUCAUUUCCGAUUUCAUUCUCAUUAUCCUUCAGCUCAAUUUCUCUGAAGUUUCGAUUGAAGUUUUUUUUAUUGGGGGCAUUCGGUCCAGGUUCGGUGUUAAUUGAGACCAAGGCUCUGGUGAUUUUUACUCGACUCGGUGACGGCGUGGACAUUUUCCAGCAACCUGUGCAACUCCAAUCUCCCUCUCUCUUUCGCAUGGUCAAGAUCAUUGCUCUGAAGAGUCAAGGUGUAUACAGUGCACAAAGUGUAGUAAUUCACAUAUAUGGGUGUGCACCAAUAGAAACAAAGCUAAGGCUAGAUGGUGUCAGGUUAGUCUUCUAAGUGAAAUUAUGAAUGAGGCUCUAUUAUCCAGGCUCAUAUGCUCUCCAGGCACUUAGACACAUUCUCUGCUUUUAUUUAUUUUAUUUUUUUCCCCUAAAAACCAACACACACUUAAACCAAAACUUCUCUUCUCCCCCUUCCUCCCCUCAAACUUCUCUCUCUACUUUUGGGUUUCUUCUCUCCCAAAACUCUCAACCCUACUUCUUGCUCUCCACUUUUAAUGUGUAGGCAUCAAUUGCUCUCUCCAUCUUCUCUCUCAGGUACUGUUUGCUUCUUCAAUCUCAGAUUUUGAUGCUCUAGGUAUGCGUAUGUAUUGCUGAUCUGUUUGGAUUCUUUUCUGUGCUUCAAAAAUCAGGGAUUUGGGUUAGUUUUGACUUGAGAUUUUGAUUGUUGGGUUGUUUGGUUUUCUGAUUUUUUUAUUCUUGUUUUUGGUUUUUUCCGGGUGUGCUUUUGCAGUGGAAGUUGAGUGAGAUGGCCAACGUGAGAUCGAGUUUGCCUUCAAUGUUGCGCCAGUUGUUGGCUGGUGAAGGCGCCAUCGGUCCUUCUAUCAAAUUGGACUCCGAACCACCUCCUAAAAUUAAAGCAUUCAUUGAUAAAGUGAUCCAGAGUCCGUUACAGGAUAUAGCAAUACUUCUCUCUGGGUUUUGCUGGGAGUACAAUAAGGGGAAUUCUAAGUGCACUUCAUUUCAUAAUUUUAUCAGACUAGUUUUUGCUUCAGGAUUGCUGUCAAUAUCAUCAAGCCAAGGAUGUUGAUGGAUGGGUUGAAUACAAAGGUUCCUUGGUAUUUGAUAGGCCCCAAAAAGAAUGAUUGUUCCAAAGAAACAUUGAUUUGCUUGAUAUACAAUUGCUAAUUAAUUGGUUGAUUUGCACAAAGGUUAUCCAUUUAUUGCAAGCAGUUUGACUAGGAAAUUAAGGUAAGCAUAAGUUGUUUGUUUGUUGAUUUUGGACUUUUAAUAAUGAGAUGUAUUAGAU
Messenger RNA from Rubroshorea leprosula, 1470 nucleotides. The record is from the annotation of a GenBank genome assembly. NCBI's taxonomy places the organism in Eukaryota, Viridiplantae, Streptophyta, Magnoliopsida, Malvales, Dipterocarpaceae.